AUGCAAUACAUCCUACUUUGUGCUGUCAUCCUCCUACCCAAGAGUCUUGCUUUUCCAGUACAAUUUACUUCAGAAUCAUGGAGCAACAAAGCCAUUGAGAAUAUAAAGGCAUACCUUGAUAAAUUCUUUCCACAUCUUACAAAAACACAGAGCCUAAGCUUAGAAGAGAGGAUUAAAGAAAUGCAGAGGUUUUUCCACCUGACAGUAACUGGAAAAUUAAAUACAGAAACAGAAGAAAUAAUGAAUCGGCCCAGAUGUGGAAUCCCCGAUGUAGCAGAUUACAAAACAUUUCCUGGAAGUCCAACAUGGAAAAAGACACAUUUGACUUACAAGAUUGUCAAUUAUACACCUGACCUACCCCAAAAGAAAGUGGAGAAUGCAAUCAAAAGGGCUCUUGCGGUAUGGAGUGACGUGACUCCACUGCAGUUCCAAAGAGUAUACAAUAAACCUGCAGACAUUGUGAUUAGAUUUGCACGUCGCGAGCAUGGUGAUGGAUAUCCUUUUGAUGGGAGAGGUAACACACUAGCUCACGCAUUUGCACCUGGAGAAGGGAUUGGUGGAGAUGCUCAUUUUGAUGAUGAUGAAAAGUGGUCAGACACCAAUAGAGAAGUUAACUUGUUCCUUGUUGCUGCUCAUGAAUUUGGCCAUUCCUUGGGACUUGCUCAUUCAAAUGUCCGUGAAGCGCUGAUGUACCCUAUCUACUCAUAUACGAACCCAGCAACCUUCAGACUUCCAAGGGAUGAUAAGCGAGGCAUUCAGAAGUUAUAUG
Molecule: messenger RNA, 769 nt
Organism: Merops nubicus (carmine bee-eater)
Lineage: Eukaryota; Metazoa; Chordata; Aves; Coraciiformes; Meropidae
Gene: MMP7
Product: matrix metallopeptidase 7 (matrilysin, uterine)
Exons: 5
Biological process (GO): proteolysis; collagen catabolic process; extracellular matrix organization
Cellular component (GO): extracellular matrix
Molecular function (GO): zinc ion binding; metalloendopeptidase activity
Source: RefSeq, a predicted model, not a curated record